Colletotrichum fioriniae is the source of this 900-nucleotide messenger RNA. RefSeq lists its product as uncharacterized. The record is from RefSeq and is a predicted model, not a curated record. Gene Ontology annotation, molecular function: oxidoreductase activity. NCBI's taxonomy places the organism in Eukaryota, Fungi, Ascomycota, Sordariomycetes, Glomerellales, Glomerellaceae.
AUGACAACUCAGCAGGUUUUCAGACUUCCUCGGCGCACAUCCAUCAACGACCUCGUUGUUGAAAAGGAGUCAAUCCCAGAACCCUCAUCGAACGAAGUUCUGGUCCGCAUCCACAGUGUCGCUCUCAAUUUUCGCGACUUCGCUGUCGCAACCGGACAGUAUCCAUUCCCUGUCAAGGACAACGUGGUCCCAGGCUCCGAUCUCUCCGGCGAUGUUGUCAAAGUGGGAAGCCAUGUUGACGACUUUGCCCAUGGCGACAAAGUGAUCUCGUCUUUUGAUCUGAGCACCUUUUAUGGCGCCAUGAAGGACUGGAAUCACAGUCUUGGGGGUUGUGUAGAUGGUGCCCUACGGGAGUACAUUGUUGUUCCAAGAACUGGUGGUGUUUCAAUUACCGGCCUGAUUCUCGCCAAGGCAGCUGGCGCAACCACUAUCUUAACUUCAUCAUCCGACUCGAAGUUGAAGCAUGUCAAGGAGACUUACGGGCCCGACCACGUGAUUAACUAUAAGACAACUCCGAAAUGGUCGGAAGAGGUUUUGAGGAUCACAAAGGGCCAUGGCGCUGACUACAUCUUCGAGAAUGGUGGUGCCGGUACGAUUGCUGAGAGCAUCAGUGCCGUGGCGUACGGGGGCUCCAUCGCCGUUAUUGGGUUCCUUGCGUCAUGCCCACAAGCUAAGAUGCCUGACGUCGCAGCACUCGCUUUGUCCAAGGGCGCAGUCGUGCGUGGGAUCAUGGUGGGCUCUAGGCAGCACUUGGAAGAAGUCACGCGCUACGUCGUUACCCGUCAAUUGCAGGUUCCCGUGGAGAAGGAAUUUGGCUCAAGCAGAGACGAAAUCAUUGCUGCCUUUGAGUACCUCACUAGCGGCAGUCAUAUCGGCAAGGUUUGCAUCCGAAUGGCUUAA